AUGAUGGGUUUGGUUUUGUGGGACCUACUCUGCGUGCUGCUCUGUGCCCCGGUCCUCCUCGCAGCGUGUCCGGCGCGGUGCGAAUGUUCGGAACCUGCGCUAACGGUAAAGUGCGUUUCCAAGGACCUCCAAAACAUUCCGACGGGGAUUCCCGGAUACACCAGGAAUCUGUUCAUCACGGGAAACCACAUCAGCAGAAUCGGACCCGAGUCAUUUAAAGGACUCGAUAACCUGACCACGCUGUCAUUAAGUAACAACGGGAUCAGAGAGCUGGAGUCCCAGGCAUUCUCCAGCCUGCACAGCCUGCUCCAUCUGGACCUGAGCAGCAACCAGCUGACUCUCAUCCACCCCGAGGCCUUUGUGAUCCCGGGCGGGGCGUUGCGAGAGCUCAACCUGAGCGGCGCCCUCCUCCACCACUCCUCCGGCACCGACCUGGCCCGUUCGCUCCGCUGGGGCACCCUGGGAGAACUGCGCAGGCUGGACCUGUCGGGGAACGGCCUGGCGCACCUCCCCUCCUGCAUGUUUUCCCACCUCCCCAGCCUCCGCCGCCUACGGCUGGCCAACAACUCCCUGGUGGUGCUGAAGAACGGCACCUUCUCCGGCCUUGAGUGGCUGGAGGAGCUGGACCUGACCCGCAACUCCUUCAGAACCUUCCAGGGGGAGAGCCUAGGGGAGCUGGAGGCCCUUCCCAGUGCCCAGCUCUUCCUGGGCCAGAACCCCUUCACUUGCUCCUGCUCCAUCGAGGACUUCGCCCGCUGGCUCAACAGCUCGCACGGUCGGGUGGCCGAUGUGGCCCGCCUGGUGUGCGCCUUCCCCACCGAGCUGCAGAACACCUCCCUGCUGGAGACGGACGAGCUGGACCGGGCCUGCAGGGCCAGCCAGGGCACGGACCUCACACUGCAGACCUCCUACGUCUUCCUGGGGGUGGUGCUGGGAUUCGUGGGCGUGGUCUUCCUCUUUGUGCUCUACCUCAACCGCAAGGGCAUCAAGAGGUGGAUGUUCGACACACGGGACGCCUGCAGGGAGGCGCUGGAGGGGUACCACUACCGCAUGGAGAUCGAUUCGGACCCACGCCUGGCACAGGUCUCCACCACUUCAGACCUGUGA
Molecule: messenger RNA, 1107 nt
Organism: Megalops cyprinoides (Indo-Pacific tarpon)
Lineage: Eukaryota; Metazoa; Chordata; Actinopteri; Elopiformes; Megalopidae
Product: trophoblast glycoprotein-like
Exons: 2
Coding region: 1-1107 (368 amino acids)
Biological process (GO): negative regulation of canonical Wnt signaling pathway
Cellular component (GO): plasma membrane
Molecular function (GO): protein binding
Source: RefSeq, a predicted model, not a curated record